Molecule: messenger RNA, 2082 nt
Organism: Mercenaria mercenaria
Lineage: Eukaryota; Metazoa; Mollusca; Bivalvia; Venerida; Veneridae
Exons: 5
Coding region: 56-523 (155 amino acids)
Source: RefSeq, a predicted model, not a curated record
GUUUUCAGUUUACACAUAUUUGUAAUUGGAAAAUCCCUUUAAAAUUCAAAGUCUGAUGCAACAAAAAAAAAUAUAUUCGUUGUAUAUAAAAUAUAGACAUCUCUGUUAUAUGUUUUUGGAGUUCACUUUAAACGGAAUGGAGUUUCUCAGAGGAAAAAAACGUACGUUGUCCCCUGACCCACCAGAGGAACCACUGCGGAAGGUAAUUCGCCGUGGAAGCGUGCAAGAAUCAGCAAGAGGAAAUGCCAUAAACAGACAGAGGAAACGUGGUAUAGACAGACAUGAUGGAGCAAGAGGGGGAACACGCGGUCGAAAGAUGCCAAAGCAAAAUGGGACCAGAAGGCACGGCCGUGCAAGACGUACAAGAGGUAGAGUGGACCGACUCAACAAUUUCAUGUCUUGGCCUAACUGUAUUGGCAACGAGUGUUUGAAUCGUUCUUAUGUGUCCAAAAUAUGUCCGUCAGAGUUAAAACUAGAAAAUAUUAAAAUAGCAUAUUCUCCUAAAGCUUUGAUCUUGUUUUAAAGUAAUUCAUGGUUCUUCUGAAGAUUAUUCAGUUCGUUUUGACUGCCGCUAUGGGCAUAGUAAAUUAUUGAAUAUGCAUAAAGUAGGAAAUCUAAAAAUGUCUUUCCUGAAACUGCCAGCUCAGUUUUCAAAGAAUUUCAUUGGAGUAGUUUUCUGAGUUACUUUCUACCAAAACUGUUAACGUUAUCUCGAAUCGUCAAAAACGUGGCCAUCGGUUUCCCUAGUGUAGAUACUGGCAACUGUAACAAAUCUUCUAUCAAAAACUUUAGCUUAGAUUUAGAAAUAAGGCAUACAAAUUGUUUGUUUCCGGUAUUCCGACCUACCCUAAAUUGUUUGCUCGUCCCUAAAUGUUUGUAUGGCCUUAGAGAAUAUUUUGUUCAACUUUUUAACAUAAAGUUGCAAAAUUGCACUUUUUAUGCUUUAAACAUGGUCAGUGAUGUUAGAAAUCAACUUACUGAUGCUCUAAAGGCAUAAUCCCCUUAUUUGUAUUCAUUUUUUGACUCAGAAAUAAUUUCCGAAAAGUCUCACUUAAAAAAAUUAAAAAAGUGAAAAAUCCGACCUACCUACCAAAUUUUUUUUAGCAUGUUGCUGGAAAGAUUUUUUAGGCCUAAUGUACAAACAUUUUCCUUGUUUACCGGCUACAAAGAUUGUUCAAAGAUCUUCAAAAACUUCAUCUUCUCAUAAACAACUAGUCUGAUUUUGAUUUCAAAAAUCUGUUCUUUGUGUAGGGUUACUAAAAUUGCUAGAUGCAACAACAACAUAAUGGUUGUCAGACAUUGGUCUAGUGUUCCCUAUAGGCUGUAUGGAAAAUCUUCUUCUCUGAAUCUUCAGGCCAGUAGUUAUUUGUUAGAAGUGUUUCUUAUAAUACUAACAUUUUCCGUCCUUAAAUCUCAUAUAAGUUGAAUCAAUUAAAACCUGUUUUGAGGUGUUAUUUCCAGACCUUUAUAUAUUAAACCACCAGUAAAAUUACUGGCAAUGCUGAGACCCCCUUAAACAAAUGUUGUUGUUUUUUAAUCGAUUUACUCAUUUCGGUUCCCAAAGGGCUGAGAACUUUUUCAAUGCCCGCGAAGUCUUUUUAAUAUAAGUGAGAGUUAGUUUGUCCACCUCUUUGCAGAAGUUUAUCAUUAAAUGUUUUGUUUACUUCUUUCUUUCUGUCUAUUCUUGCUUCACGUUGUUUUUCAACUUUUCAGUUAGUUAACCUGUGUCCUUGAUUCUAUACCAGUACUGACCAUCUUCGCCAACAUUAAAUUGCCCCUAUUGGAUGUAGGCACGUAAUGAGUGUACAAUAUACUGACUAAAGGUUAGGGUUAGGUUUAACAUAGGUUUAAUAGUGUACAUUCAAUGCGUGCGUACACUCAAUGCGGGAGAAGAUCGUACAAUCUUGUUCAGAGUAAGAGGUGGAGGACGGAUGAUUUCAGACAAAGUGUCUGCUAUAAAAUCGUUUCACAGAGAACAUACACCUCGCCAAGAGCUCGCAUUCACGAUACCACGAUCAACUGCUGGUGGGCAUUUGAGUAACAGGCAUUUUCAAAGAUUGUUUUGAUGUUGUUGUUGUUGUU